UACUGUGCCACGCAUGCUAAAAUGCCGGGGAGAAGGGGAAAGUCUUGACCUGGCGCGGAAAGCAUAAUCUUACAAGGGGCCCCGCUGUGGCUAUCAGGACGUGACCUCGUACUUCCGAAUUUGCCGCUAAACUACUGGCGCAGGCCGCCGACGGCCCCUGGGACCUACGGCCGGCUUUUGCAGCUGCACGCCACAGCCCAGCGAAGGAAGCGCCCGCGGAGCCAAGUCGGGCCCCUCCCGUCUUUCAAGAGGCCGCCGGCUGGGAGGCCGCCGAGCUCGGGCUGCCCGCCUCCCUCGCUCCCUCCCUCCUGCCAGCCCCGCACAGGGAGGCGCCUGAUCGGAGCCGGAAACCGGGGCUGCGCGGAGGAGCCCAGCUGUCGGAGUCUCCUGCCAGCCAGAAGAGGCACAGCAAGGAGACGAUGAUGUCGCAGGCCCCUGGGUCCUUGGGCCGCUGCAGCAGGACCAAACGCCUCCUGGGCUUUGAAUGGGCAGACCUUUCUAGCUGGCAUCACUUUGUCUGCUUGCUGAACCGGCCGGCCGACCCCGCAGCCCUGGGGGUCUUCCGCUUCCUCUUUGGGUUGUUGAUGGCCUUGGACAUUCCGCAAGAGCGGGGCUUGAGCUACCUGGACCACAAAUACCUGGAUGGGCUGCAGGUGUGCCGCUUCCCCCUCUUCAGCUUCCUGGAGCCGCUCCCACUGGACUGGAUGUACCUUGUCUACACAGUUAUGCUCCUGGGUGCUUUGGGGAUCAUGCUGGGUUGUUUCUACCGCCUCAGCUGCCUGCUCUUCAUGGUGCCAUACUGGUAUAUCUUCUUCCUGGACAAAACGGCCUGGAACAACCACUCCUACCUCUACGGCCUUCUUGGCUUCCAGCUCUUGUUCAUGAAUGCAAACCGCUACUGGUCUGUUGAUGGCCUCUGGAACCCACGGAAGAGAAAUGCUCACGUUCCGUUGUGGAACUACACCGUGCUGCGCAUGCAGAUCUUCAUUGUUUAUUUCAUUGCGGGUAUCAAGAAGCUGGAUGCAGAUUGGGUGGAAGGCUAUUCCAUGGGCUCUCUUUCUCGUCACUGGCUCUUCAGCCCCUUCAGGUUGGUGCUUUCCGAGGAGAUGACCAGCUUGCUGGUGGUGCACGGUGGAGGUCUGAUGCUGGACCUGACAGCUGGCUUCCUGCUGUUUUUCGACGCCACUCGUCCCAUGGCUCUUAUCUUUGUCUCCUAUUUCCACUGCAUGAACUCCCAACUCUUCAGUAUCGGGAUGUUCUCCUACACCAUGCUGGCCACCAGCCCACUCUUCUGCUACCCGGACUGGCCACGCCAUCUGAUUGCCAGGUGCCCCACGUGCUUCCAAAGGCUCCUGCCCCUCUUGGAGCUUCCGCAGCCCAGUCAGGAGUGCAUGUACGGCGAGGCCGGGCGGCCGAGAUCAGGCAGAGCAGCUCGGAGGCCAGGACUGCGACAGAAGCUGGGGGCCGUCUUCACGGUGCUGUAUGUGCUGGAACAGCUUUUCCUCCCUUAUUCCCACUUCAUCACUCAGGGCUAUAACAACUGGACUAACGGACUGUACGGCUACUCGUGGGACAUGAUGGUUCAUUCACGCUCUCACCAACAUGUGAAGAUUACAUACCGUGAUGGUCUCACUGGGGAGCUUGGAUACCUGAAUCCCGGGGUCUUCACACAGAGCCGGCGCUGGAAGGACCAUGCAGACAUGCUGAAGCAGUAUGCCACCUGUCUUAGUCAACUGCUGCGUAACUAUAACAUUUCGCAGCCAGAAAUCUACUUUGACAUUUGGGUCUCUAUCAAUGAUCGCUUCCAGCAAAGACUCUUUGAUCCACGUGUAGACAUUGUGCAGGCUGAGUGGUCACCUUUUCAAAAGACGAUGUGGCUGAAGCCUCUGCUGGUUGACCUGUCACCCUGGAGGACAAAGCUACAGAAGAUUGAGGACUCGUUGGACAACCAGACUGAGGUGGUCUUCAUUGCAGACUUCCCAGGUCUGCACCUUGAGAACUUUGUCAGUGAGGACCUUGGCAACACCAGCCUUCAUUUGCUGAAAGGGGAAGUAGCCGUGCAGUUUGCCAGCGCGCAGAAGAACUAUACCCUGCAGGAAGGAGACAGGAUACAGCUGCCGCCUGGCGAAUACCACAAAGUCUUCACAGUGUCCCAGGAGCCCUCCUGCUACAUGUACGUCUACGUCAACACCACGGAAGCUGCUCUUGAGCAGAAUUUCACACAGCUUCAAGAGCUGCGGGAGAAGGUGCAGAACGGGACUGAAACAGAGCCUCUCCCUCCAGAGCUGCAGCCCAUCUUGGACGGCUCCAUAGAAAACCUGAGCCAGGCGGACCCUGUCGUUGAGGCCUUUCUCCGCCGCCAGUGGCACAGGGAGGCACUGCAGAAACGGCGCAAUGCCACUCUCGCCGAGCGCUUCCACCGUUUCACGACCAAGAAGUACUUCACCUUCCGCAGGAGCUUUUUGAUGACCUGGAUCUCUUUGCGGAACUUAAUGCUGGGGCGCCCGUCCCUGGAGCAACUGGCGCAGGAGGUGGCCUACGCCAACAUGCAAUCUGAGCAGGGCUCUACAGCUAGCAGGCCAGACACGCUGUCAAAAGAGCCAGAGCACUCUGAACUUUGAGUGGCCAUCACUACUUUCGGUGCCGGCAGCAACAGCAGCAGGACUCUCAGAGUGGAGCCAAAGGAUGUGGGACACUGUGAGUGCACAAAGGCGCCGCUGCCUGUGCUUGCUGGACUGUGCUGCCGCCAUCUUGGCCUGACACUAGAAGGAGGCUGGAGUGAGCCUCUCCCUUCUCUGGACUUCUGCUCCUCAAUGGGGAGUCUCCCAAGGUCUCAGACUGGUGUAAUGAGCCACUGCCCCUUGCCCUCCCACACUGGCCUGUGCCUACUGGAGACUGGUUUGGUAGGGCAAAUGAGGCACUGCCCACCAACCUCAGUCUGCCCUUAAUCAGCCUUCACUUGCCUGACCUCAUACCUACAACCAGCCCAGGGCGGCAUUGACUGUCGGAUGCUUCCUCUUUGGUCUCAGUGUUGCUUUUGUAGAAUUCACGGAGGAGGAGGAGGAUGGGGACAAAACCAGAAUGAAUUUACUCUGGCCCUGCCAACUGGGCCUUCCUGCCCUCCCCCUCCCUGCCCAGUCCUGAUCUCCACUGGCUGCACCUUUCUUGUGUGUGCAGGGACUUCUGCACAGUGUCCUAAGGAAACACGGAGGGGCCAUGAACACAUGUGGGGAGAGUGAUGAUUCUGCUGAGUGGCACCAGGGGCUCAGCUGCCCUGCACUACUCGUAGGCUGAUAGCAUGCCCUUGCUAGAGAAGGGGGUGGGUGGGGGUCAAACCUUUCCGCUGCAAGGGUUGCCUUACCCUAGGCCCAGCCAGCUGUGCGGCUGCCAUGCCACGCAAUAGGGUGGUGUCGCAUUGACAAGAGGUAGGAAGUGAGGCGAAUUCCGUGGGCCAGCCAAAGCCUUUGGGACAAAGCACCAAGAGCGACCGCAAAGGGCUGAAGAAUCUGGGAAAGGUGCCCAAAUGGGAGCAGGUGUUGGCAGAAUGACUGGAAUAAAGCAGACAGAGCCCGGAGAGGAAUGCAACGGGUAAUAUUUUCCUGAGGGUAAACUGAGCAAGAAGAGUACAUAACAGGAGGAGAAAUAAAAUGGAGAUCUUUUAUCUUCCUUAAGUCAGGCCAACUCCUGCAGAACCACUUUCCUCUCCAACUCCAGCAACUGCUGAAAUCCAACCGUCUUCUUCACUAACUUCCAAUUGACUAGAACGUCCAGCCCGUCGAAAUUGCUAUCAUCUAGGGCCAUAUUCACGCCAUACAUUUUUCCGCUAUUGUUCCACUUUACACAGUAAUUGCUUCCCCCAAAGAAUCUUGGGAAGUGUAGUUUGUGAAGGGUGCUGAGAGGUGUGAGGAGACUCCCUUUUCCUCCUCAAAGAGCUACAAUUCUCAGAAUGUCAUAACAGUCCCCUGAGAACUCGGGGAAUUGUGGCUCUGUGAGGGGAAAAGGGGUCCUCUUAACCUCUUAAGUCCCUGUUCUUGUAUUUCCAGCUACCUUUCCCAACAGCACAUGAGUCACUCCAUGAGGUUCAUUCCUUUCAGUGGGCAGUACAGUUGCUCCUGUGAGUCUCUUAGAAAGGGAUACUUUACAUGCUACCCCAUGCACUGCUAGUGAUUGAAUGGGAGGCUUUUUUACCGUGCAGUGCGCUGGCUGGGGCUGAUGGGAGGUGUAGUCUGAGGGUCCUGUGUUGGGGGCAGCUGCUCUACCUCUUGAGCUCUGUAUACACACACGCACACAACUACCUUCACAUGAUUGGAAAAGAACUAGCAACCUUAACUGCCACCUGGGUUCCCAGUGGAGACUGGAUGUAACAGAGGUUCACAACUUUGCCUUGUAAUUGAGUCUAGAGAAGAGAAGGGCUUCUAGCUCCAGUGUGACCAAGACAAAACAUUAUUAAAAAGUGCAUUGUAUGAA
Molecule: messenger RNA, 4467 nt
Organism: Rhineura floridana
Lineage: Eukaryota; Metazoa; Chordata; Lepidosauria; Squamata; Rhineuridae
Gene: GGCX
Product: gamma-glutamyl carboxylase
Exons: 15
Coding region: 420-2621 (733 amino acids)
Biological process (GO): regulation of DNA-templated transcription; peptidyl-glutamic acid carboxylation
Molecular function (GO): gamma-glutamyl carboxylase activity; vitamin binding
Source: RefSeq, a predicted model, not a curated record